CCCCUGCGGAGACAAUGCCCCCCGUGCCAGCACUGGAGGACGGCGCUUGCUGCGCUGCACAAAUGCUUUGCGGGCGCUGCCCUCCAACCCCCCGAAGCAAAAGCCCAAGGCUGGGAGCACAGGGAGGCUGCGGGGACAGCUGCCAAUGCCCCACAGGCGUGGGACCUUCCCCCCGUACCUUCCACAGCGGCUGUGAGCAGGCGAGGGGCCCCUCCGGGCCGGCCUGCCGCGGGAGGCAGCGCGGCGCUUCUCCCUCGGGCCGCCGGGGCCCUCCCCGCCGCCUUGGCCCCGCUCCCGCCGCGGCCGAGGGCAGCACCGCUCCGGGGACCCUCCGCUCCCUGCGUACCGACAAGUGACCGCCCCGCCUCGGCCGAGCGCAGCCGCUCCCGCUCGGGCGCCGCGGAGAGGCUGCGCCCGCCCCUGGCUGCGGCGCCGGGGGCCGGGCCGGGCGCUGCUCCGCCGCGGGGCCGCGGGGCGGGCCGGGCCUGUCCCUGCCCGCGGCACGGGGCAGCGCGGGGCUCGGGCAGGGCCUGGCCGGGGCCUGGCGCUGCGGGGCCGGCGGCGGCAUGGCCUUGGUGCCCUACGAGGAGGGAGGCGGCUGGACAGCGCGGCAGCUGCACAGCCCUUCGGCCACCUUCCGCUUCGCCAGCCGCACCAUCCGCCUCCAGCAGGACUGGCGGCGCCUGGGGGUGGCGGCCGUGGUCUGGGACGCGGCUGUUGUUCUGUGUGCUUAUCUGGAGAUGGAAGGCAUUGAUCUCAGGGAUCGGUCUGUGAUUGAGCUGGGAGCUGGAACUGGAUUGCUGGGAAUAGUGGUCACAUUACUAGGUGCCCGUGUCACCAUCACAGACAGGGCGGCAGCGCUGGAGCUCCUGGAGUCAAAUGUGCAGGCGAACUUGCCCCCUGAACUGCGUCCCAGAGCCGUGGUGAAGGAGCUGACGUGGGGCAAAGACCUGGAUAACUUCCCUCCAGGAGCAUUUGACUUAAUCCUGGGUGCAGACAUCGUUUAUCUGGAAGAAACAUUUGCAGAGCUGCUGCAGACGCUGGAGCACCUGUGCUCAGAGCGAACGGUGAUUCUGCUUUCCUGCCGCAUCCGCUACGAGCGGGACCUCAAGUUCCUGAAGAUGCUGAGAGAGCGUUUCUCUGUGUCCGAGGUCCACUAUGAUUCCAGUAAGGAUGUUCAUAUCUACAAAGCACAGAGGGGGAGUCGCAAGGAUGACUUAUGACUCUCUGCUUUGUUAAUAAGCCACUGAUGCUGUUCAAUUCUCGUCUUUGUUUCUACUCAAUACACUUGUUCCUAAGCAUGAA
Messenger RNA from Passer domesticus (house sparrow), 1305 nucleotides. It is a transcript of the gene METTL21A, whose product is annotated as methyltransferase 21A, HSPA lysine. Gene Ontology annotation, molecular function: protein-lysine N-methyltransferase activity. Gene Ontology annotation, cellular component: cytoplasm; cytosol. The record is from RefSeq and is a predicted model, not a curated record. The transcript is spliced from 3 exons. Gene Ontology annotation, biological process: peptidyl-lysine methylation. Bases 567 to 1223 code for a protein of 218 amino acids. NCBI's taxonomy places the organism in Eukaryota, Metazoa, Chordata, Aves, Passeriformes, Passeridae.